This is a messenger RNA of Manihot esculenta (cassava), 1557 nucleotides long. Its product is annotated as solute carrier family 35 member F2. The record is from RefSeq and is a predicted model, not a curated record. Bases 255 to 1259 code for a protein of 334 amino acids. Lineage: Eukaryota; Viridiplantae; Streptophyta; Magnoliopsida; Malpighiales; Euphorbiaceae. The transcript is spliced from 12 exons. Gene Ontology annotation, molecular function: transmembrane transporter activity. Gene Ontology annotation, biological process: transmembrane transport. Gene Ontology annotation, cellular component: membrane.
GAAUUCAACCACCAGCCCCCACCGGAAAGUGGCUUUGUGUCUGCUCUGUGGAAAGAAUGGUAGCUAGAGAAUAAAGACUCUGUCUUCACAUUGACUGAACCACUAUAUCAAUGUAAAUACACUCAAAUAUGGAUUCUGCAAAUCAACUGAAAAGGGGUUUAUUGUUUUCAUUUCUCAUUCGAAUUUUGUAAGUCAUAUGAAGCUUUGAUCCUUUGGGAGUUCGUUUUUCUUUCCUUUGUGAGUUUAGUCUCACUAUGAACUGGUGGAGAAGCCAAGCUACGCUCAGGAUCCUUUUCUUGCUGUUAUUGGGUCAGCUGGUUUCUUUUGUACUUGCACUCUGCAGCUUCACAUCUUCUCUGGUAGCCAAUCUCGGUGUUGAUGCACCCAUUACUCAAUCUAUCUUCAAUUACUUUGCUUUAGCCUUGGUUUAUGGUAGUAUUUUGAUCUACAAGCGCCAAAAGAUCCAGCUUUCUUGGUACUGGUAUCUCCUCCUAGCAUUUGCUGAUGUUCAGGGCAAUUAUCUUGUUAAUAAAGCAUAUCAGUUCACAUCACUUACUAGUGUGACAUUAUUGGACUGCUGGACCAUAGCUUGGGCCAUAGUUCUCACAUGGUUCUUUCUUGGCACGAGAUAUUCCAUAUGGCAGUUGUUUGGUGCAGCCAUCUGCGUUGUGGGGCUUGGCUUGGUGCUGCUCUCUGAUGCAGGGGUGGGUGGUGAAGACGGUUCAAAGCCUCUUUUGGGUGAUUCACUUGUUAUUGCUGGGACACUUUUCUUUGCAUGUAGCAAUGUUGGCGAGGAAUUCUGUGUUAAGAAGAAAGAUCGCAUUGAAGUGGUGUCAAUGCUCGGUUUUUUCGGAAUGCUAGUGAGUCUGGUUGAGCUAUCCAUAUUUGAGCUGAAGAGUCUGGAAUCAGUCAGCUGGUCUGCAGAUAUUAUAUUAGCUAUUGCAGGCUAUACUCUAUCCCUUUUUAUGUUCUAUACCCUUGUUCCUUUUGUUCUAAAGUUGAGCGGAGCUACAAUGUUCAAUCUCUCUCUCCUCACUUCUGAUAUGUGGGCAGUAGUUUUUCGCAUCUUUUUCUACCGCCAGGAGGUUGACUGGUUAUAUUUUCUUUCUUUUGCAGUUGUAACCGUUGGACUUGUCAUCUAUUCAACGACAGAGAAGGAUCCAGCUCGAAUGUCUGCUCUGGAGGAUGAGAACUCCAACGGAGAAUACCAAGCACUUAUUGAUGAUGAUGCAACCAGAAAUGACUCUUUAGUUUCAUGAACCGCAUAGCAGCUUAUGGAACCUAUCUGUUCUGCUUGCCAAUAAGAACUAUGACUAGUGACAUUCAUUAUUCCCAUUUGAGUGAAGUCUUACUUAGAAAGGAUAACUUCAAUCUCAGAAUGAAGACUAUAUUAAAGGAUUCAGAGCCUCCCUUCUUCAUACUUUGAUGAAUCAUGUAAUGAGACUUGUGAAAGAUGCAAUAUCUUUUUCAAUGUCCAGAAUAUAUCAAACCCCAUGUAACUUAAUGUAUUGGAUUCUAUCAUGAAAGUUUCAAUGUUAUUAUUAUUAUUAUUUCCAA